Molecule: messenger RNA, 1588 nt
Organism: Cercospora beticola
Lineage: Eukaryota; Fungi; Ascomycota; Dothideomycetes; Mycosphaerellales; Mycosphaerellaceae
Product: DUF3431 domain-containing protein
Source: RefSeq, a predicted model, not a curated record
CUGGAGCUGACGACACCCUGGGAAUUCUGGAUGGACCAGGGGUAGCGCAAUGGCGGAUGACGACGAUUCUGAGACGCAGCUCCUCCUCUUCGUGUUCUGAAUGUCGCUGACCACGGAGGCUGCAUCAGCACAAUUCAACGUUGUGUAGGCACCUCCGCACCCAGCAUUCCACCCACCACGGCUCUCUUCCGUCACAGACUUAUGCUCCGUCGGUUCAUCAGCUUUGUCAUCAUUGCCUGUUGCAGCUCAGCCAUCCUCGUAUCACUCGGCUACCACCUUUCAUGGCCGCAGAUCGCACCACUCGCAGUAUGGGAGGGCACGAAUGGACCGGCGGAGCAGCCCCUCGACCAAGAUGAAGAUGCCAUAUCGGAUAUGUGGCCUGGCCAGUCUGCGGACGUACCCAAGGCUAUGUUCAAAGAGCCAGAGAUCGAUUCAUUGAGCCCCUACCCUAUUGGCAAGACCAAGCCUCCUGGUAGUAAUUACACCAGAGCCUUGGUCCUGCCACGACUAAAAUCUGAAAGCACUGCCUGGGUGCAACAGGAGCUAGGCGAUUGGAUCGACAGCGGCCUUCUUAUACCAGCUGUGUAUACGGUCGAUGAUCGUACAGCCGACCUCCACCCGCCAAAGAACAAAGGCCACGAGGUUAUGGUUUACCUGAGCUACAUCAUUGACUUUUACGACACGCUCCCAGACAUCAGUAUUUUCAUGCACGCUCACCGCUACGCAUGGCACAAUAACGAAUUGUUGAACACGGAUGCUGCACAGAUGGUGCGGCAUCUGAGCCCCGAACGAGUCACAAGAGAAGGUUACAUGAAUUUGCGGUGUCAUUGGGAUCCAGGCUGUCCCGUAUGGUUGCAUCCAGGCGCGACGAAGGACAACUACGAUAAGCCAGAAGAGCACUUACUUGCUGAUUGCUGGAGUGAGCUCUUUCCGAUGGACCCCGUGCCAAAAGUGCUCGCGCAACCAUGCUGCGCCCAGUUCGCCGUAUCGCGAGAGCGAAUUCUCGAAACACCUAAGAUGCGCUAUGUUGUCAUGCGGGACUGGCUGAUUCGCACAGAACUGACAGACUAUCUCAGCGGACGUAUCUUCGAGCACAUCUGGCAAUAUAUCUUCACAGCCUCCCCGAUUCACUGUCCAAGUAUGAGCGCUUGCUACUGCGAUGGGUAUGGAUUGUGUUUUGGCGGGCCCAAAGAAUUCGACUAUUACUUCGAGCUCAACUACCAUGUGCAGGAGCUUCAGAAGGAAUUCAAAGCGUGGAGAAAGAAGGCAGACGCGAUAGCAAAGGCAACAUCGGCAAAUGGAAAUGUGGACGAAGCGGCUACUCUUGAAAUACCCGAGGUCGGGAAGGAUCGAGAGCUUUUGGACCAGAUUGAAGCUCUAGAGAGCGAGAUGAGAAAACUCAAGGAUCAAGCAUUGAUCAGAGGGCAGGACCCGAAACAGCGAGCGAUUGAGAGCAAGCGAGAAUGGAAGGAUGGUGAAGGCUUUUGAACACAGCUAACAUGACGGCCGUUCUCAUAAUUGAACACUUCAUACACGCUUCGCCAGUGAGAAUUUGACCCACAGCGGCCCCUUCCACCAGAUACCAUAG